Saimiri boliviensis boliviensis (Bolivian squirrel monkey) is the source of this 12620-nucleotide messenger RNA. The record is from RefSeq and is a predicted model, not a curated record. NCBI's taxonomy places the organism in Eukaryota, Metazoa, Chordata, Mammalia, Primates, Cebidae.
AUGCCAGGGGAACGGCCCCGAGGAGCGCCAGCCCCCACCAUGACAGGAGACCUGCAGCCCUGCCACGUUGCCAGCAGCCUGGGACGCCCCUCCCAGGCCCCACUGGAGGACCACAGCCCAGCCGGCAGGACUACCAAGGGUGCCAGGGAGGUUGGCAGCCGGGCCCAGUCCAUGGAGCUCCCUGAGGCGCAGCCAAGGCAGGCCAGUGAUGGGGAGCCCCAGCCCCCACCCCUAAGAGGCCAGGCCCUGAGCAGCACUCCCAGGAAGGGGGGCGGCCCCCAGACCCCACCAGGGAGGAGCCCCUUGCAGGCUCCCUCAAGACUGGUGGGCAAGGCAGAUGGCAGCCCCCCAAAGCACUAUAGUCUGAGCAUCGCCAGCUCGAGAGCCAAGGCCACCCUGGACCAGAUGCCUGAGAACCCACCGCUGGAGGCUGCCCAGCCCCCAGAGGCGGAGGCCCCCCGGGGCCCUGGGACGGGAGCUCCCCUCAGGCCCGGCCUCUCGAGGACCGAGGCCCAGCCCACUGCUGAAGAGCUCGGCUUCCACAGCUGCUUUCAGGAGACACCCUCCAGCUUUACCUCCACCAACUAUACCUCACCGAGUGCCACCCCCAGGCCCCCAGCCACAGGGCCCCCCCAGAGCAGGGGCACCAGCCCCCUCCAGCCCAGCCCCUAUCCUGAAUUCCAGGCCAGUGGGGCCGACUCCUGGCCUCCCACUGCUGAGAAUAGCUUCCCAGGUGCUAAUUUCAGGGCUCCCCCUGCCGAGUCGGAGCCCAUCCCCACAGGCAGCAGGCCCGGCGACAGCCCCGCGGGCGCUCCCUUCCAGUUCCCCUUCCCAGCCCUGCACGGGGCUGGUGCUAAACCCUUCCCUGCGAACGCGGCCGGCCACGCAUUCACCGACGGGCCGCUGCUGUUUGCCUGCCACCAGCCCCGGGGAGCAUGGCCGGAAGAGGCCGUGGGUGCCGGCCCAGCCUACCCCCUGCCCACCCAGUCUGCACCCUCACCCCUCUCCUGCUACCAGGGCCAGCCAGGUGGCGUCAACCCCCACAGCAACCUCAGUGGUGCCCUGUCUCCGCCUGGAGCUGCUCCCUUGGCCCCGAGACCCUUCUCCGACAGUUUGCACAAGAGCCUGACCAAAAUCCUUCCUGAAAGACCACGUUCAGCCCAGGAUGGGCUGGGGAGCCCAAGGGAACCCCCUAGCUCCCUGCCCCAGAGGCGCUUCCCAGGGCAGGCGUACGGAGCCAGCCGGGUGGACACCAGCCCAGGGCCUCUGGACACUGAGCUGGCCUCCCCAGGUUGCGCACCCCCCAGGCUGCCCCAGCUGUGGGACCCCACAGCAGCCCCUUACCCCACAGCUGCCAAGGGCACCCUGGCUGCCACCAGGAGUGCCUUCUUCAAUGGCCAGCCCAGGCCAGGCCAGCGGCUCCGGCUCCCCCAGAGUGCACCCUUGCCAUGGCCCCAGGCGCUCCCGACCGCCAGGCCAAGCCCCCACGGAAUGGAGAUGCCCAGCCAGCUGCUUUUCCCUGCGGGGGCCCCUGAGUGGCAGGAGGACAGCCACAGAGCCCUGAGCACUGCUGGCAAGACACCGGGACCCGGGGAGCAGCUGGCAGCCGUGAGAAGUGGCCCGGACGCCUCCCCGGUGCUGUUCGCCUACAAUGGGCUGACAGACCCCGGAGCCCAGCCCCUGUUCUUCGGGGUGGCCCAGCCCCAGGUUUCACCCCAUGGCACACCCAGCCUGCCCCCACCCAGGGUGGUGGGAGCCUCCCCCAGCGAGUCCCCACUGCCGUCACCGGCCACCAACACGGCCGGCAGCACGUGCUCUUCACUGUCACCGAUGUCCAGCAGCCCGGCCAACCCCAGCUCAGAGGAGAGCCAGCUCCCCGGCCCACGCGGGCCCUCGGCCUUCUUCCACCCACCCACUCACCCCCAGGAGACGGGCAGCCCCUUCCCAUCCCCGGAGCCGCCCCACUCCCUCCCCACCCACUACCAGCCAGAGCCGGCCAAGGCUUUCCCUUUCCCUGCAGAUGGGCUGGGAGCUGAGGGUACCUUCCAGUGCCUGGAGGAGACCCCAUUCCACCACGAGGGCCCCGAGGUGGGCCGGGGAGGGCUUCAGGGUUUCCCCCGCGUGCCACCACUGUACCCCGCACAGCACUUCUCCCUCAGCAGCGCCAGCCUGGACCAGCUGGAUGUGCUGCUGACCUGCAGACAGUGUGACCGCAACUACAGCAGCCUGGCAGCCUUCCUGGCACACCGGCAGUUCUGCGGCCUGCUCCUGGCCAGGGCCAAGGAUGGCCACCAGCGUUCCCCAGGUCCCCCUGGGCUCCCCUCGCCCACCACUGCCCACAGAGUCCCCGCCGACGCACAUCCCGACAUGCUCAACCACUCGAAGGCCUUCCUGCCAGCUGAGGAUGUCCAGGCCGAGGGCAAAGACGACCCCCUGAGAACGGGCUUCUUACCCAGCCUGGCCGCCACCCCCUUCCCGCUCCCUGCCUCGGACCUGGACAUGGAGGAUGACGCCAAGCUGGACAGCCUCAUCACCGAGGCGCUCAACGGCAUGGAGUACCAUUCAGACAACCCCGAGAUCGACAGCAGCUUCAUCGACGUCUUCACAGACGAGGAGCCUUCCGGCCCUAGAGGUCCCAGCACUGGGCAGCCCCCUAAGACGAAGGCGGGGGUGAUUCUGGAGAACAAAGCUCCACCCCCACUCCCAACAGCCACACCAGACCCCCAAGCUCCCCGCCCUGGGGACAGAGGCUGCCCAGCCCGAGGCAGGCCCAAAACACGUUCCCUGGGUCUGGCCCCCACGGAGGUGGACGCGCCCAGCCAGGGCAGGCAGCAGAGAAGAGGGAAGCAGUUGAAGCUGUUCCAGAAGGAUCUGGACACCAGUGCAGCAGAGAGGCUGGGUGGGGGUGGCAGAGCCGCCCUGAGGCCCAGGAGGAGGAAGGGCAGUCAUGGGCAGCGGCCCCCACCCUGUCCCCGGGACCUUAGAACGCAGGCCCCCGAGAGCCAUGCAGACCCCAUGCCCCAGGUCCGGAGAGCCGCCACCCUCCCUGAGGAGACCAGGAGCUCCCCACGCCUCCGACUGCCCCCCAGGAAGGACUCCAGGAGGAGGAAGGCUCGGGACGGCGCCUGGGGCAAGGAGCUCAUCCUGAAGAUCGUGCAGCAGAAGAACAAGCACUACCAGCGGCUGGGGCGGCAUGUGGGCAGGCGGGGGUCCCUGGCGGCCAAGAGGCCCCAGGCCCGUGCCGGGGACCGCAGGCUCCAGGAGUACGACUACGCCUCUGAGUCCGAGGAGGACCAGCCUCCUCCGCAGCGGGGUCCUGGCCUCAGAGGCCGGAGGUGCCGAGGUGAGAAGAGGCAGGAAGUGGACUUGACCCAGGGUCCCGGAGAGCAGCGGAAGCACAGGAAGGCAGUGAGGCAGGAAGCCGGCAGGGACAGAGCCCCCCACAACCCCGAGGAGCCAGGCAGGCCUUGCCCAGACCCCAGCAGGAGCUCCGAGGCCCACGGCCCACCGCAAAGCCUGGAGGCCGGAGCGGCUGCCAGGGAGAGAGGCCCCAAGUGUGCUGAUGGCCCCUCACUGGCCCCCAAGGAUCCCCUGCAGGUCCCCACCAACACCCAGACCCCCGAGGAAAACCACCCACCUCUGGACUUCCCCCGGGAGGCCGAGGAGCCUGAAAUUGUCAAAGGGUCACCCGUGGACACCUCAGAACUCACAGGGGUUUUGAGUUCUUCUCCAGCCAGCUGUGUGGAAGGAAGCCCCAGCCUCCGGACUCCAGAGCAGCUGCAGCCCAGCACACAGGACACGGGAAGCCUCGACCACGUGGCACCCCACGCCACCGUGGCAUCUCACAGGAGUGCACCAGCGCCAGGCGUGGGCAGCCUGCUGGAUGGCCCUGGGUGCACAAAGGCCCCCAUCUGCCACAACAGAGAAGAACCCCCUGCCCACCAUCCUGCAGAAUUUCUGGCACCCACGGCUAUCCCCUCGAGUACUGCCUACCCCAGACCCAGCAUUCUGUCUUCAAAGAUCUCCAGUUUUGGCUGUGACCCUGCUGGUUUUAACGGAGACCCCAUGGGGGUUCCAGUUGCCAAAAAGGGGCCUCAGGCCUACGGCAGCCCCCAUGGUGAGUUGUUCCUUGGACCUAAAGACCUGGCUGGCUGUUUCCUGGAAGACCUGCACCCCAAGCCCUCAGCCAUGGACGCCCCACCGGCCAGCAGCUCCUGCCUUUGCCGGGACGGCGAGGAUGCUGGCUCCCUUGAGCCACUGCUGCCUAAGAGCCUCCCCGGCACGGCUGGAAUGGACCCAGAGAGAGCCACGUCGCCACUGACCUUGGAGUCCACGUCCCUUUUUCCAGGACUGCAGCUGGACAGAUUCGACCCACCCCUCUACGGCAGCCUGUCUGCAGACAGGGGCCCCCAGGUGCCAUUCACAUGUGCUGACCCUCCCCAAAAGCAGCCCCCAUCAGACCCACCGUUCCCCACUUUUUUGCUGCUUGAAGAAGUACCCCCGAUGCUGCCCGACCAUUUUCCUGAUCCCUCAGGGGGAAAGGUGCUCAAUAAGACGUGUCCCCCUGAACAGACAGCAGCCCCCGGCGCCCCAGCUUUGCCUGGGAAGGGAAGUGGAUGUAGCGUUGCUCUUAUGAGCCACCUGUCUGAGGACGAACUGGAGAUCCAGAAAUUGGUCACCGAAUUAGAAAGUCAACUGCAAAGGAGCAAAGACACACCUGGGGCCCCAAGAGAGCUCGGAGAAGCUGAGUCUGGGGGCAGGGUGGAGCCGAGCACGGGCACAGAGGCACCCUCCCCGCUGCCCACCUGCCAGGCCACCAUGCCCCACAAGGACACACUCUCGGCGGCUGACGUCACAGUCACUGGGGAAUCCACUGCACCUCGGGAGGGUGCAGGACCAGCUGUGGCCACCAUGGAAGGGGUUCAGCAAAGGCCCACGGCGACAUGGCCCUGCCCAGCUUCCUUCCACCCAGGAAAAACAGCCCCUCUCCCCUGCGCCCAAGAAGACCUGGUUUCUGGAUCUCCUUUCAGCCCCACGGGAGCCAGCUUCCAUUUUCAGCUGGUGCAGAAAGCCAGAGUCUCCAAGACUGGACUCCACCAGGCAGAAGGGGACAGCCGGGCCCCUCAAGAUGUCUGUGUCUGCUUGCCUGAGCCCAGCAAGCAGCCAGGGCCACCACUGGAUGCCAGGAGUUUAGCAAAGAACAACCCUGACCAGGAGCUUUCGUUUCCUAAAAAUAAGGAGGUCACCAGCUCACAAGAAAGUGAAGACACCCUGCGGCCGCUUCCCUGUGAACAGAGAGGAUGGCUUUUCCCAGGACCCGGCACCGAAGACGGGCCCCGCCCAGAGGUCCCAGCUCUGCAAGCCUUCGGCAGCCCUACAGUCCAUCUGGCCCCUGACUUGGCAUUUCAGGGUGACAGGGCCCCACCGCUGGAUGCCACUUGGCCUUUUGAUGCCAGUCAGAGCCAUGCUGCCCAGGGACAUUCUGCAGGCAGAGCAGGCAGGCGCCUCUACCCCGCAUCAGGGAGGCCUGGCUUGGAGGGUCAUUCGUUUGCACCGGCGGGGGCCUCCUCGAUGACCACCCCCCAGGGCAGGAGGGCUUGGUUUGUCCCUGUGCCAAGUCCCGCCUGUGUGUCUGACACACGUCCCGGCAGGAGGUCCCAGGACCCAGCCUCAAGCCCCCUACGUCAGCUCUCCAUCCUGGGGCCUGGAGCAGCUGAGAGUAAAGAUGGCAUCCCAGCCUUGCAAGAGCCAGCACCUGCUGCCCAGAGCCCUCCUCAAGGGAACCCCUCAGAUCUGGAAGGGGGCACUGUGAAAGGAGGGAGGGUGGCCUGUGGCCCCGCCCUGGGCCCUCUGGAGGGUGUGGAGGUGACAGCUCUCCCCACAGUGGCCGGACAUCAGCUGGGGCUGGAGGCAGAUGGACAUCAAGGCUUUCUUGGCCAAGCUGAGAAAACCCAGGUCCAAGGCAGAGCCAGCCGGCUUCAGUCAGUGAACGGAGGGAGCCCAGGGGGGGCGGGUAACCUCUCCUCUGUCAAUGCCAGUCCCAAAACAGCACUGGCCAGGCCUGCCACAGGUGCAGUCCUGCUAGAGAAAUGCGAGGGAGUUAGGGCAGCCAUGAGCCUUCAGGGCGAGGCCCCGCACCGCCCAAGCCUCCUGUCCCCGGAUAGGGAGUCCCUGACGCUCGCCUUGACAGCAGCCGACACCCAAAAUGCACCCGAAGGCUGGGCUCUACAGAGGGCGUCCAGCCUGGUCCUGAACAAGCCGUUGCUGGCCACAGGGGAGAGUCCAGCACCCUCCAUCGGGGACCUGGCCGCCUGCGCCCCCUCACCAUCUUCUUCAGCCACCCCUAUGCCCUGCAACCUCGGGCCCCUGCCCCAUGAAGACCCACCCACCUCUCCCUCCAGUGCCACCAGAGCCCAAGGUGGGCUGAGGGGGCAGCUGCCAGCAUCUCCAUCCUGCAGGGACCCUCCCAGCCCCCAGCACCCGCCAGCCUAUUCUCCUGCCCAGGCACCUCUGGAAGAGGCAGAUGCUAUUCCAGCCCACACAGAUACUGGGGCUGGGGAUCCCCCAGCAGCUCCCCCACCUUUGACCACAAGCCCGUGUGAUCCUAAGGGAGCCUUGGCCCACUGCAUCCUCCAGGGAAAGGACAGCCCCCUGGAAGACGCUUCCUCCCAGUGUCCUGGCUCAAUUAGUGCCGUAGCCUACACUCAGGGCAGGGGCAGCCCCGAAGACAGCACUUUAAGAAUUCCAGAGGAUUCCAGAAAAGGGAAGCUGUGGGAGUCUCCUGGCCGAGCCACCUCUCCCCCGCUGGCAGGGGCUGUCUCCCCCACCAUGGCCUUGAGGGCUGCUGACCUGUCCAACACUCUCAACAAAGAUGUGCCACAGGCAGGCAGAGGACCCCCAGGGCUGGAACCCCAAAGCAGGGGAGCCCCAUCCCACACCAAUUCUGACAGGAUGCCCAGCGGCUACUCAGAUUCUCCAAGCAACGCUGCCCACCUCAGCCACAGGGAAGCCCACGCUGUCACAGCUGUGCCCACUGUGCCUCCCACGCCACCGGGUGCAAGGUCGGACUCCCCCACCUGCCUGGAAGGUGAGGCGGGGACCAGCAGCAAGGGGCCAGAGCACCCAGGGACCCCUGAGGCUGGGCACUCUGGUGGUGCCACAGUGCCCAGUGUUACCUGCCCUUCCACAGGGCUCUGCUUGGGCGUAACCACAGCUCCAAGCAGCACAGCAAGUGACUUCCAGUCGGACUCCCCCAAAAGCCACAGAAAUGCCUCCCACCAGACUUCCCAGGGGGACCCCCUCGGUCCCCAAGACCUCAAACAGGGGCCUCAUCGCUAUAAAAAGAAGCCAGUGUCUACAGAGAACGGCCAGGCUGCGCUCGGGCCUGUGACCUGUGAGGUCUGCACAGCUUCCUUCCGCUCCCGGCCGGGCCUGAGCCGGCACAAGGCCAGGAAGCACCGGCCACGCCCGGGAGCGUCCCCACAGCCGAGCCCAGCGGCCCUGCCUGCUCAGCAGCCUCCGGGACCCCCAACCCAGAAGUGCCAGCCCCCCAGGAAGAAGAGCUGCAAGGCACCUGGGAAGGAGAGACCAAACCACUCUCGGGGGUACUCCGGCCACACCGCCCGGGGCCUGAAGGAGGUUCUAAGGACACCCAGCUCCGCACACAGCCAGCAGCAGCACCCGCCAAGCCCCGCUGAGCAUGGGGUGGACGUGAAAGCUCCAGCCUCCAAGCCAAGACCAGACCAGGUCAGGGAAGAUGAGCUCCAUCCCAAACAGGCAGAGAAAAGAGAGGGCCGGAGGCGACGUGGAGAGCCCAUGGCGGACUCCGCCAGCCACUCCAAGGGGAAGUCGAGUAAGAAAGCAGGAAAGCUGAGAGGGAGAAGGCUCUGGGAGGACAGCGCUCCUCCAGUCUCUGCUGAAGUGAGUUCAGAUGGGCGCGGCCCCAGACCAUCUCACGCAGCAGCCAGCUCCACCGCCCCCUCUAGCCACGGCCUCCCUGUGGAAGGACGGCCUGAGGCUGACAAGGAGCAGCCGCCUCGCUGGACCACGCCUGGGCCUAGGGUGAUGGAGGGUGCUGCGGGGACUGACCUGGAGGCUCUGUGCGCAGGGGAGCCUGGGGCCCAGACGCUACCUGGAGAUCAGAUGGUGCGUCCAGGGAGGAUGGACGGUGCGGCUCUCGGGGAACGGUCAGUUAGGCAGAAGGGAGCCUUGGCGAGGGGGCUCCGGAGACCGAGAGAGACCAAGGCAUUGGGUGUUUGCAAAGCGUCUGGGAGCACGCCGGCGGAGGACAGCAGCAGGGCCCGCAGCGGGUCCGAGCAAGGCGUCUGGGAGGAGCUCACGAGCCCCUCGGGUGCCCCUGGGUUUCCCGAGACUUCCAGCUAUCCAGUGGACAGCACCACCAGCGGCUGCCUCCAGGGCCUCCCGGAGAACCCAGACACCCAGGGUGGAGUCCCAGGGCCUGAGGGCCCCACUCCUGAAGCCCCCGGCUCCAGUGCCGAGGAUCCUCCAAGCUUGUUUGAUGACGAGGUCUCCUUCUCCCAGCUCUUCCCUCCCGGCGGCCGCUUGACCCGAAAGAGGAACCCUCGCGUCUACGGGAAGCGCUGUGAGAAGCCAGAGCCCCAGCUACCCACCCAGCCCAGCGUGGACGAGGGCCCCACACUCAGCCCAGCCUGCCUGCCCAUGGACCUCAGCGACUCCGGCUCCCUCUGCCUGUGCCAUGAGGAUCCAUGGGAGGACGAGGACCCCGCAGGCCUGCCUGAGUCCUUCCUCCUGGAUGGGUUCCUCAGCAGCCGGGUGCCUGGCAUUGACCCCUGGGCCCCCGGCCUCAGCCUGUGGGCCCUGGAGCCUGGCAAGGAAGCCAGUGCAGAGCAGCUGCCCUCCCGUUGCCCGGAGGACGAUCAGCCCGAGGCCAUUCCCGAGCUGCACAUGGUCCCGGCGGCUUGGAGAGGCCUAGAGCUACCGGCCCCUGCCAAUGACGCCUCCUCUUCUCUUGGAGACGUGAGCCCCGAGCCCCCCAGCCUGGAGAGAGAACGCUGUGACAGUGGGCUGCCCGGGAAUGGCCACCUGCUGCCGCUCCGGACCGCAGACUGGGAGACACUGAGCUCCGAGUUUCAGAUGCGAGACCUGUGCUUUCUGAGACCCUUUGAAGACCCCACAGGUCUCCCAACCACCAGCUUCUUAGACUUCGAGGCCACGGCGAGCUCCCGGGGGCCACAGAACGGAAGGACGGAGGCGGCCACGGGGGCGGGUAGGGCCCAGGGCCGAGGGCGGCUGACCAAGGGCAAGCGGGCCUCCUACAAGUGCCGGGUGUGCUUCCAGCGCUUUCGCGGCCUGGGCGAGCUGGACCUGCACAAGUUGGCACACAUGCCCGCGCCACCGCCCACCUGCUACAUGUGCGUGGAGCGCAGAUUCGGUUCGCGGGAGCUGCUGCGGGGGCACCUGCAAGAGAGACACGCGCAGAGCAAGGCGGGGCCCUGGGCCUGCGGCAUGUGCCUGAAGGAGGUGCCCGACAUCUGGAUGUACAACGAGCACCUGCGGGAGCACGCCGCCCGCUUCGCCCGCAAGGGGCAGGCGCGGAGGUCUCUGGGGGACCUGCCCAGAGGCCUGCAGGGCAGCAGUGCCAUUGCUCAGCUUCUGAGUGGCAUCAUGGAAGCCACCCCCAAACCCCACAGGGACAAGCACUCCGUCGGCAAGACAGGCGGGAGCCCGGGAGACUCCUCGGGGCCGGAGGGAGAGGCCGGGAAAGACAGCAGGAGCCAGAGGGCGAAACCUGGCUGGUUCAGCACCCCUAGCCACCCAGACAGGGCCGUGACACCAGACAGCAUCUGUGCCAACACACUGGCCAACCUGGGCAGCCCUGCAGCCUGCGAGAAGCCCGCUCGGGCCUGCGGCUCGACCCUGCUCCCGGGUCCCGCCAAGACCACUCCCAUCCCGUCCCCAGGCUCCUGGCCCGGCGGGGAGCCCCUCCUGCAAGCCGUCCCGGUGCACCAGGCCUGCAAGGACCCCUCCCGCGACUGCCACCACUGCGGGAAGCGCUUCCCCAAGCCCUUCAAGCUGCAGCGCCACCUGGCGGUGCACAGCCCACAGCGCGUCUUCCUGUGCCCCCGGUGCCCCCGGGUCUACUCCGAGCACGGGGAGCUGCUGGUGCACCUGGGCGGGGCGCACGGGCUGCGGGAGCCGCUGGAGCUGCAGCACACACCACUCUACGCCUGCGAGCUCUGCGCCACGGUCAUGCACAUCAUCAAGAAGUCCUUCGCCUGCAGCUCUUGCAACUACACCUUUGCCAAGAAGGAGCAGUUUGACCGCCACAUGGACAAGCACCCCCGGAGAGAGCGGCAGCCCUUCACGUUCCGCGGUGUGCGGAGGCCUGGAGCACCGGGGCAGAAGUCCCGGGCCCUCGAGGUCACACUGCCCAGCAAACGGCGUAAAGUGGCCAUGCCCGGCAGUGCCCCCGGGCCCGAGGAGGACAGCCCCACCCUGAGCGAGGGGUCCCUCCCAGCCCUGCUCCAGCUCUGCCCGGAGGUGGCUCCCAGCACAACCAAGGGAUGGCCCGAGACCCUAGAGAGGCCUGCAGACCCUGGGACCCUCCCAAUCAGGGGUUGCGAUCGGCCAUCUGACCACCAGGAGUGUCCCCCGCCGUCUCUGUCUCCGUACCCAGCUGCCUUGGCUGAGGGCAGAGGGGACUGCGAGCCAGACAGAGCCCCAGAGAGGCCAGAGGAUGAGGCUUCUGCAGGCAGCCCUGGGACUCUUCUCCAGCAAGCUCUUCCACUGGGGGCAUCUGUGCCGAGGCCAGGAGCCAGAGACCAAGAUGCAGAGGGAAAGAGGGCUCCCCUCCUGUUCUCAGGGAAACGCAGGGCCCCAGCUGCCCAAGGCAGAGGUGCCCCUGACCAUUUCCAGCAAGAUCCUACCCUGCUUCCAAAACAGAAGCAGGUGUCCUCAAGCCACAUGGCAUCUGAGGGGGGUCCUGGAGGCCCCUUCCACAAGGGCAGUGCCACCAAGCCUGGGGGCUGCCAGAGCUCAUCAAUGGACAGGUCGGCAGCAUCCACCCCCAGCAAAGCGCCCAAGUUCCCAGUGCAUCCAAGGAAGGCGGUGGGGAGCCUGCCACCUGGGGAGCUGGCCCGUGGCACAGAGAACGGGAUGAAGCCCGACACCCCCAAAGCCAAACCAGGCCCCAGCCCCCAGGACAGUGGAAGCCCUCGCCCUGGCACCAAGACGGGCGGUGGCAGCCAGCCCCAGCCAGCCAGUGGGCAGCUCCAGAGUGAGACAGCCACUACCCCAGCCAAGCCUAGCUUCCCCAGCCAGAGCCCGGCACCAGACAGGCUCCUGCCUCGAGCCCAGGCCAAGAGCUGCACCAAGGGGCCAAGGGAAGCUGGUGAGCAGGGGCCCCACGGGAGCCCGGGUCCCAAGGAGAAGGGAGAAAUCAGCAUGAAGAGGAAAAAGAGCCAGGCCCCGGGGGCAGCCAGGACUGAGAGUGUGGGGAGCUUCGGGAGAGCCCCCUCGGCCCCUGACAAGCCCCCCCGGACCCCUCGGAAGCAGGCAACUCCCAGCCGUGUGCUCCCGGCCAAGCCCAAACUCAACAGCCAGAACAAACCCAGGCCACCACCCUCAGAGCAGCGGAAGGCAGAGCCGGGCCAUGUGCACAGGAAGGACAGACUGGGCAAGGCCUUCCCCCAGGGGCGACCCCUGCUCAGGCCCCCCAAGAGGGGCAGAGCUGUCCGCGGUGCUGAACCUGCAGAGCCACACACCCGCCAGACCGCCGAGGCCCAGAGUGACCUCCUUAGCCAGCUCUUCGGGCAAAGACUAACUGGAUUCAAAAUCCCUUUAAAGAAAGAUCCUUCUGAGUAAUUUACAGGAGCAAGAGCCUGGGAGCAGAGCUGGGGGUGGCCAGCUCCAGCUCCCUGAGACGGUUUACUCUGUGGCCACUUGACUUCUUGUGCCUUGAUGUCAGAGCUGAGGUUGUGACACUUUGAACAGGGCCCAGGGUGGCCCUUUCUUGCUGGAAGGCUGCGGGUGAAAGACGGGGCCACUGCAGCCCCUUUGAGACCACACAGCUGCUUUCUUGGUACCAAGUACUUGAAGAGACAGCACCUUAUCCCCCCGACCCACAGCCUUGUACCCUCUUGGCAAGGCACCGACACCAUAGAAGCCAAUAAUUGGAGAUUUGCACAGCCUCCCAUUCCCCAUACGAAGCAGGGAAGUAAGUCGAGGCAGCCAUGGGAUGAUGGCAGGUUCCCCCUUAGUCUUGCUGCUGUUGCUGGAGUUCCAAAGUGACCUUAGAAACCACGUAGGGGAAGGCAGUGCUCGCCACUUAGAAGAGCUGGUUCUGAGCCGCCUGGUCCCCCAAGAGCACAACAGGCCUCCUCCCUCUGACCACAGGGUCGUGCUAGCCUGUUUGUGCUGCCAGAGAAAAGCCCAUCUCUAGCGCACCUUGAUCCUGGGAACCAGGUUUCCAUAUGGAACUGGGAAGAAACAGCGCCUGUGCCAGCUCCCACGGGUUCUCCCGGUGCCCCCCAGCCUCCAUGACCGCCUCUGGAGCCCACCUGCUGUACGGAGCUCUGGGCUCUGCCUAUCUGCAAUGUUACUCUGAAGUUUCUGGUGCUAUUUUGGUGUUGUAAUGUGAA